AUGCCUUCAGCCGUAGAAAUGGUCAGUAUCGCUGCCGAUGACACCAGAGUCCUCGGACAGGAUCCUCUGAUCCCUCCCGCUCUUCUCACCUCCGAGAUCCCUCUCCCCGAGAAGGCCACAAACACCGUUGUCAAGGGCCGUCAAGAUGCUGCCGACAUUGUCCUUGGCGAGAGCGACAGACUCCUCGUCGUUGUCGGCCCCUGCUCUAUUCACGACCCUGCCGCCGCCCAGGAAUACGCUUCCAGACUCAAGGAGCUCUCUGACAAGCUCUCCGACGAUCUCUGCAUCGUGAUGCGCGCCUACCUCGAGAAGCCCCGAACAACCGUUGGCUGGAAGGGUCUCAUCAACGAUCCCGAUAUCGACAACUCUUUCAAGAUCAACAAGGGUCUCCGUGUUUCCCGCCAGCUGUUCGUUGACUUGACCAGCAAGGGUCUACCCAUUGCCACCGAGAUGCUCGAUACCAUUUCUCCUCAGUUCCUCGCCGACUGCAUCUCUGUCGGUGCCAUUGGCGCCCGUACUACCGAGUCCCAGCUGCACCGUGAGCUUGCUUCCGGCCUGUCUUUCCCUGUUGGUUUCAAGAACGGCACAGACGGUAGCCUUGGUGUUGCCAUUGACGCUAUUGGCGCUGCUGCUGCUCAGCACCACUUCAUGGGUGUCACAAAGCAAGGCCUUGCUGCUAUUACCCGCACCAAGGGUAACGAGCACUGCUUUGUUAUUCUCCGUGGUGGAACCAAGGGCACAAACUUCGACAAGGAGAGUGUCCAGGCUGCUAAGAAGAUCCUUCAGGAUAAGAAGCAGAAGGAGGCUAUCAUGAUUGAUUGCUCCCACGGUAACUCUUCCAAGAACCACAAGAACCAGCCCAAGGUUGCCAAGGUCGUUGGCGAACAACUUCGUGAGGGCGAGAAGGCCAUCAUUGGUGUUAUGAUCGAGUCCAACAUUGGCGAGGGUAACCAAAAGGUUCCCGCCGAGGGCCCUGCUGCUCUCCAGCGUGGUGUCAGCAUCACUGAUGCUUGCAUCAACUGGGAGGACACAGCCGUUGUGCUCGAGGACUUGGCUGAUGCUGUCCGCACUCGCCGCAAGGUCAACCGCUCUUAG
Molecule: messenger RNA, 1095 nt
Organism: Fusarium tjaetaba
Lineage: Eukaryota; Fungi; Ascomycota; Sordariomycetes; Hypocreales; Nectriaceae
Product: phospho-2-dehydro-3-deoxyheptonate aldolase tyrosine-inhibited
Exons: 3
Coding region: 1-1095 (364 amino acids)
Biological process (GO): aromatic amino acid biosynthetic process
Cellular component (GO): cytoplasm
Molecular function (GO): 3-deoxy-7-phosphoheptulonate synthase activity
Source: RefSeq, a predicted model, not a curated record